Daldinia vernicosa is the source of this 1806-nucleotide messenger RNA. RefSeq lists its product as uncharacterized. The record is from RefSeq and is a predicted model, not a curated record. The transcript is spliced from 3 exons. NCBI's taxonomy places the organism in Eukaryota, Fungi, Ascomycota, Sordariomycetes, Xylariales, Hypoxylaceae. Gene Ontology annotation, biological process: cellular response to pH. The coding region runs from base 144 to 1586 and encodes 480 amino acids. Gene Ontology annotation, cellular component: plasma membrane.
CCAAGCGACUUGGCUGCCGUUACCUCGACUUAAGAAACCCUUUUCUUCUUUUCCUUCUCAAAUAUCAUUCAUUAUCUUAACUACCUAAUUUAUCAUCUUCAAGACAUAAGGUAAACUGGCUAGGUAGUCAAUAAAAUAAAACUAUGCCUUUUCAGUUUAUACUCCCCACUACAAAACGCUUCUUUUUCUCCUCGACUAUCGCCUGCGAGUCGCACCCCUCCCUGCCUCUCAAUGCGAGCACACAUCGUGGGGUUUUAGGCGACUCUUUGAAGAAGCAUAAACAAUUACCAGCUGCCUCUCAGGCGCCAAAUCUACCUUCCAUAAUCUCUAAUUUAAAUAACUAUCUUCCAUAUCUCCUCGCCAUCGACGCUGGUUUGAGUAGCAAGUCGGUUUCUGGCGAGCAUCUCAGUGUGGUUUUGACAUCUACCCCUACUAUAAAAUGGCGACCUACUUUAUCCGACUAUGCCAUACCCGGGAAAGAAACAUCUAGGGUUAAAAUACAGUCCUUAGAAUAUGAACUGUUCUUCAUUCUCUCGACCUUAGGGUAUACUAAUACUCUCCUUGCCCGCUAUACCCUACAUCCACUCUAUGUUACCUCAGGCCCGCCUCUCGGUCCGCAGGAGCGUACUAAGAUAAUUACUACGGCUACAAAAUAUCUAUUGGACGCAGCCUCGGCGCAUGACUAUGUUGCUCGCCGAGCCGAGAGUCUUACCACUAUCCCCCCUUGUCCUGAUAUAUCCCAGUCCGCCGCCCGCGCCAUGUCUUUACUUGCCCUAGCCGAGGCCACCUUACUUGCAGUCCUUAAGGAUGAUCCAUAUCCAGCUGCCGUUGCCCAAGACCGAAAUGAAAACGACCGAGAGUGGAUGUAUAAGGCGCCUGAGAUACCCAAAGUUCGGGCUCACUUAUUUGCUCGGCUCUGUCUCGCGGCUGCGGAUCACGCAGCUCAAGCAUCUUCAUUAUCCAAGUCACCCGGAAGAGGAUCCUCAAAACUUAACGAAGGGUUACUACGAUAUCUAGAGGACUUCCGGAAGACUAGCCGCGCAAAGGCAUGUCGGUUUUUCGCUAUCGAUGCUGAACUAUCAGGUCAAACCGGCAACGCGCUAGGCUGGCUGCGGUGCGGCCUUCAAGAACUCGGCAUCGAGCACAAGGAGACCAAAAAGGGCCUAAGCCUUAGCCGCAUGAAGAAGGAUUGGACUGAGAAGAGGGAGGACAAGAAAAUCGAAAGGGGUACUAACUGGGGCACGGACGCUGGGAAACUAGAGGAGACACGCGUGAUCGAGAUGCUGGAUGCGAAAUGGACCAAAAUCAACGAUACCAUGCUCACACAAGCCAUCCCGUCGCCGGGGACGUUGUUAGCCAAUCUCCCAUCCGGAAGGGAUAUGCAUACGAUUAAACCAUACCAACCCCCGGAGCUUUCCAGGGAUUCUCUAGAAAGUAUGCGGGCACCGCCGGACGGACCGGACAACUACCAAGGCGUCGAGCUUAGUUCGGAUGACGAGGAGGGGACUGCCGUCGCGUCGCCGGUUGGCGCAUUCCCGGGCACCCAUGAAGAAUAUCGGAGUGCGAGUACGAGGUCGUAUUACUAGCCCCGGGGGUUUUCUCUAUGCUAGGAAUUUAACCAUGGCAGUGAACCGAAACAAAGUCCCGAACUAGGCCAUCAUAUUUUUCUACCUAGUGAUACUCCCCGGACUGCGGAAAGGGGUACAGGAGGCACUAAAUAAAGUCUCAGAUAUUUCGAGACUCUUAGGUCAUAUUGCGAAGUGAAAUCGAGAGUACAAACGUAAGCUCCUAAGCACGGCUGACAAU